This is a messenger RNA of Lichtheimia ornata, 1221 nucleotides long. RefSeq lists its product as uncharacterized. Gene Ontology annotation, molecular function: cytoskeletal regulatory protein binding. Gene Ontology annotation, cellular component: cytoplasm; cell tip. The coding region runs from base 1 to 1221 and encodes 406 amino acids. The transcript has a single exon. NCBI's taxonomy places the organism in Eukaryota, Fungi, Mucoromycota, Mucoromycetes, Mucorales, Lichtheimiaceae. Gene Ontology annotation, biological process: establishment of cell polarity. The record is from RefSeq and is a predicted model, not a curated record.
AUGUAUAGUACAAUAGAGGCUAUUGGAGGAGAAGGACAACAACAGCAGCCGCCUGGGUGGUAUCAGGUGAUGAUGGAUAAACUUGAGACAAUCCAAAAGGCGUUACAGAGUGGAUCGGAUAAUGAAAAUGCGUCUGUUGACAUGGCAACAACAAUCAAAAAGAAGCAUAAUCCGACAAUGACAGCCAACGUCGAUCAUCGGAUGCUGCAACAUCAUCAGGGUGCAAUUCAAGAGCUGCGUCAAGAUUUGGGAAUAUUGCGUCAGAUUGCUUCUGAGUUCCAGUGCGAAACAAAAGCCAUGUUGGACGAGAUGCGAGGUAAAGCAUACGAGUAUUGCAACAAGCAACGACAAGUCCUUUUGGGCGGGCAAACAACACCAUCAUCAUCAUCAUCAUCGGGUGACACCAAUGCAAAAGGGGUUUGCGGAGAAGGAGAUAAACACCGCCGACACUACCUGCAGGAAACAAAAGAUCGUUCCGAAUCCACAGCCACCCAUAUUACAACACGGUUACAGGAUCUUCAGGAUACCAUUGAUCAGCUCAAACUGGAUGUGACUCAACGACGUUGUCGACCUUCAACGACACAGCUGGAGCAUUGUGAACAAGAAGUGGCUGAUUUGGACAAGGAGAUUGACGCGUUUUGCCAACUGCUCAAAGAGGCCAAACCCAUUUGGAAGUUGGUAUGGGAACAAGAGCUUCAAAAUGUUGUUCAAGAGCAGCAAUUUCUCAAAGAGCAAGAAGCCCUUGUUUUGGAUUUACGAGAUGACCAUGCUGAUCUGGUGCAAGUAUUGAAGCAGCUUCAAAAAGUGCAUGAGAUUCAAACACGUCAGCGUGAUAAUGGAGGAAAUGCAUCCUCGUCCUCUGUCAGAUCCAUAUUUCCUGCAUUAUCGAUCGGUGGUGAUGGUAGCAACAAUAACACUAGCAGCAGCAGCAGUAUUCAUUACGGAGGAGGAGAACCAGGGGACAUGGCAAGCGUACUAAAACAGGUCACCACCAUCGAUGUCGACCACACGAAACGUGUCAAAGCCAUGGAGCAAGCAGAGAAGAUGAGAGCACGUGAGCUUGCUAAUCGAAUCGAUGACUUUGAAAAAGAGCUGACUGCCUUUGUGGAUGCAAAGAAACUUAAACGAACAGGCGGAGCAGAACAAGUGGAUCGUCAGCGGAAGCAAAAAGAUGAACAACUUUUGAAAGCUCUCUAUUCUAAUAGUAAUAAAGGCAUAUGA